Molecule: messenger RNA, 1654 nt
Organism: Gracilinanus agilis (Agile Gracile Mouse Opossum)
Lineage: Eukaryota; Metazoa; Chordata; Mammalia; Didelphimorphia; Didelphidae
Gene: RASSF8
Product: Ras association domain family member 8
Exons: 4
Coding region: 1-1260 (419 amino acids)
Biological process (GO): signal transduction
Source: RefSeq, a predicted model, not a curated record
AUGGAACUCAAAGUAUGGGUGGAUGGAGUCCAGAGGAUCGUUUGUGGGGUCACUGAAGUCACAACUUGCCAAGAGGUUGUAAUAGCCUUAGCUCAAGCAAUAGGUCGAACUGGAAGAUAUACACUAAUAGAAAAAUGGAGAGAUACAGAGAGACACUUAGCACCUCAUGAAAAUCCAAUCAUUUCAUUAAACAAAUGGGGACAGUAUGCCAGUGAUGUACAACUAAUAUUACGUCGUACGGGGCCAUCUCUUAGCGAGAGGCCAACUUCAGACAGUGUUGCCCGAAUACCUGAGAGAACUUUAUAUAGACAAAGCUUGCCCCCGUUGGCUAAACUGAGGCCUCAGAAUGACAAAUCAAUAAAAAGGCGAGAGCCGAAAAGGAAAUCUUUGACAUUUACAGGAGGUGCCAAAGGACUCAUGGACAUUUUUGGGAAAGGUAAAGAAACCGAAUUUAAACAUAAGGUUCUCAGUAACUGUAAGACAACAGCAGAUGAAUUGAAAAAGUUGAUCCGCCUGCAGACAGAGAAGCUUCAAUCCAUUGAGAAGCAACUUGAGUCCAAUGACAUGGAAAUUAGGUACUGGGAACAAAAGUACAAUUCUAACCUGGAAGAAGAAAUUGUUCGUCUUGAGCAGAAGAUCAAAAGAAACGAUGUAGAAAUUGAAGAGGAAGAAUUUUGGGAAAAUGAAUUACAGAUUGAACAAGAAAAUGAAAAACAGCUGAAGGAUCAACUUCAAGAGAUGAAGCAGAGGAUCCUAGAAUGUGAAGGCAAAUUAAAGGACUAUUUGGCUCAAAUCCAUAGUAUAGAAAGUGGUCUGGAGGCAGAAAAGUUACACCGGGAAGUUCAAGAGUCACAGGUCAAUGAAGAAGAAGUGAAAGGAAAGAUUGGUAAGGUCAAAGGAGAAAUUGAUAUUCAGGGACAACAGAGUCUGAGGCUGGAAAAUGGCAUUAAAGCUGUAGAAAGAUCUCUAGGACAAGCCACCAAAAGGUUACAGGACAAAGAACAAGAGCUAGAACAAUUGACUAAAGAGCUUCGACAAGUCAAUCUUCAACAAUUUAUACAACAGACGGGAACAAAGGUUACAGUUCUUCCAGCCGAGCCCAUCGAAGUGGAAGCCUCACAUGCAGACAUAGAAAGGGAGACAUCCUUCCAGUCUGGGUCCUUGAAACGUCCUGGUUCCUCUCGGCAGCUGCCCAGUAACCUUCGGAUUCUACAGAAUCCAAUUUCAUCUGGCUUCAAUCCUGAAGGCAUAUAUGUAUAAUGAUACUCACCACUUUGGGAUAGGACCAGUAAAGGUACCGAGGGACCGUACCUUUUUCUUCUCUCAGAAUAGUGCCAGUGAUGUGCGGAGGAAGUAUUUCAUAAACCACCGUAUCUUUUUUUUUUUUCUCCCCCAUCUUGCAAACACUUGGAGCCAUACCCAGUGCACUGAUGCAGAUGAACAAAGGAACUGUGUUUCUGAAUAUCAGCAGUGUUGAAGUUUCUGUCCAGCAGCUGUCAUGCAAAGCUGUCAUUUUUAUUUGUAGUAUUUUAAAAGCAUUAGAAAAAGUAUUAUUCUGUGUUUAUACCUAAAUAAAACAGUGACUGAAGAGAAUGGAGGAAAAAAUGUGACUGACUUUAAAGUUUAAUUUAUUCCAUUGAAUUGGUGGAUGUGU